Alosa alosa (allis shad) is the source of this 1695-nucleotide messenger RNA. RefSeq names its product ALX homeobox 3 (gene alx3). The coding region runs from base 23 to 1120 and encodes 365 amino acids. NCBI's taxonomy places the organism in Eukaryota, Metazoa, Chordata, Actinopteri, Clupeiformes, Clupeidae. The record is from RefSeq and is a predicted model, not a curated record. The transcript has 4 exons. Gene Ontology annotation, molecular function: DNA-binding transcription factor activity, RNA polymerase II-specific; RNA polymerase II transcription regulatory region sequence-specific DNA binding. Gene Ontology annotation, biological process: regulation of transcription by RNA polymerase II.
CAAAGGCUCUCUGGACAGGGCGAUGGAGACGGAGGGUUGUUUGUCUUUUUCCUCUCAGCCAAACAGGACAACGCCAGAAAAUUCACCUAGUUUGGAGCAUAGUUCCGGAUCUUUCUUUCCCUGCGAUGAGCUCCAAAAAGUUCCGCACCUUCCUCACCCGCAUCGGCUCGGUUUGCGGGGCGACUUUUACAACUCACCGAAUGUCGGACGUUUUCCAGACGACUCCGCGGACUUUACGCACGGCGUCCCAGGCUCGAACGCCCGGGCAUCGCCAGGAAAGCACAACAAAUAUCUGGAAAAUAUUCAGGAUCAAAAAAACCUAUCUUUAAGUGGAAAGGCGUCAUUUUAUGAAAAUAACCCAGAAGGAGAGAAAUCUCUGGCCAAGCCACUGGGUUACCCUGCACUGGACUCAGACUGCUGUGGAAAACUCAAAGAGCAGCCCAACGGGGGACUCCAUCCGGGGGACUCCAUCGCUGACUCCAUCGACCUGUCGAGCAAGAACAAGAAACGGCGCAACCGCACCACCUUCAGCACCUUCCAGCUGGAGGAGCUGGAGAAGGUCUUCCAGAAGACCCACUACCCAGACGUGUAUGCCCGCGAGCAACUCGCUCUGCGAACCGAACUCACCGAGGCGAGAGUGCAGGUUUGGUUCCAGAACCGGCGAGCCAAGUGGAGAAAGCGGGAGCGCUACGGGAAGAUCCAGGAGGUGCGGAAUCAUUUUGCUGCCACUUAUGAUAUCUCCCUCUUACCUCGUUCCGAUACAUACCAGAUGCAGGGCAACCUGUGGCCGGGGGGAGCAGGUACAGGAGGGGCCGGUGCGCCCGGCGCAGGGUGCGUCCUGGGGCCGGACAACAUGUCGUCGUCCUGCAUGACGCCCUACUCCCAUCCUCACGGCAACCUCCCGGGCUUCAUGGGCAUGUCUGCGUCUCCCAGCCACCCGCACCACCACCACCCGCACCACCCGGGUAUCAAUGGCCUCUACUCACUGCACAGCUUUCCAGGGGGCCUGGGGGCCCACUCCUUCGAGGCCAGUCCCGAGUCUGAAUACAAGCCUUCAGGCCUGGUGGCGCUGCGUAUGAAAGCCAAGGAGCCCGGCAGCCUUCUGUCCUGGCCAACAUGACCGCAGGGCUGAUCCUCGUCUCCGUUCGGACUGAGCCGCCGUGGACCCAUGCAUACCAACAUUCCAGCGCACAUAGAGCACACACAAGUGUGUGCCCCUUAGACGCAAUCUAUGCUCAUCCCUCCUACACAUAGGACACUCUCAGUACGUGUGCGCGCAUGCACAGACUCACUCCCUCUCACGCACACGCACACGCACACACACACACACACACACACAAGAGUGAUUUUUGGACCACAGAACUACCCCAGAAUAGAAAAAAUUUAUCAUUUUGCAGUCUUUUCUAGUUUUUACAAUUCUUAUAUGUUGGUCUGCAUUAUGGAGCUACUAGGUGUAAAGAUUUGUUAUCACUUCCCAACAGCGUCUAGUUUUCUGGUUUGAACAUCUGAAAAGCUUCAGUUUUCUGCGAUCAAGUGAGCCAUUGUAAAUCUUGCACAAAACAUGCCUUAUUGUCUAAAAUGAUGCUGAUUCCUUCAAUAUUGAAACUCUUUGCAAGCAUUGUUAAGACCAAAGUAUUAAAAACAUUUGCUAUUUAAUGAUAUAAAUGUUAACUGCAUAUUGUCAAUGUAGAUUGG